UUCUUUCUUUCUUCCUUUCUUUCUCAGACAACCUAUCCCCCCCUUUUUCACCUUCAUUCCCUCAUCUUUUUUCAUCCUUUCAUCCCUCUCUUCUCUCUGCUCUUUUUCCUUUUCUUUUUUCUUUCUUUCCUUCCAUCUCUUCCUCCUCUGUUGCUCAUUCUUUCUCUCUCUCCCCCCUCUCUUUAUUUAACAGAAGCACAAAGCCCACCCUCUCUCUCUCUCUCUCUCUCUCUCUUUCUCCCUCUCUCUCUCUCUCUCUCUCUCUCUCUUUCUUUCUCUGUCCCUCCCUCUGCUCUUCCUUUACGUUCUCCCUCCCUCCCUCCUUCCAUCUUUCCUGUAUUUCCCUCUCCGGUUCAGUCAGUCAAAAAAGAGGCACACGGGAGAACUCAAGGGGGUACGGCAGAGAGAGAGAGUGAGAGAGAGGAGAGAGAGUGAGAGAGAGAGAGAGAGAGAGAGAGAGAGAGGGAGAAAGAGAGAGGGAGCAGGAAGGGUAGGAAGGGCAGAGGGUGAAGGGGGGAUCGGGGUGUUGGAUUUGCCCCCACCUGGUUUCUCUCUACCAUGGACUGCCUCUGCAUCGUAACCACAAAGAAGUACAGGUAUCAGGAUGAGGAGACUCCGCCCCUGGAGCAUAGCCCCGCCCACUUGGCCCACAGUAAAAGCGCUGAGAUGCUGCACAUGAGCGACAAGAACCUGGCUGCUAUGGACACCAUGCACGGCUACGCACCUCACACACACAUCUCUCCUGUGAAGCCCGUGUUGCUCUCGGCCGGUCACACGCCGCUCUACACCUCCGCCGUCUCCACGCUGGCAAAUUCUCCACCAGUGGUAGUAAACACAGAUACACUCGAUGGUUCACCUUACGUUAACGGGACAGAGGGAGAGAUUGAGUAUGAAGAGAUCACGUUGGAAAGAGGGAACUCGGGUCUGGGCUUCAGUAUAGCAGGUGGUACAGAUAAUCCUCAUGUAGGAGAUGAUCCGAGUAUCUUCAUCACCAAAAUCAUCCCGGGAGGAGCAGCGGCUCAGGAUGGGAGACUGAGGGUGAACGACAGCAUCCUGUUUGUGAACGAUGCUGAUGUGCGUGAGGUGAGUCACAGUCAGGCUGUCGAGGCUCUGAAGGAAGCGGGAGCCAUCGUCCGUCUCUACGUCCUGCGCAGGAAACCCGUCGCCGAGAAGGUCACCGAGAUCAAACUCAUCAAAGGACCCAAAGGUCUGGGGUUCAGUAUAGCGGGUGGUGUUGGUAAUCAGCACAUUCCCGGUGAUAACAGCAUCUACGUCACUAAAAUAAUCGAAGGCGGAGCGGCGCAUAAAGAUGGACGCCUGCAGAUCGGAGACAAAAUACUCGCUGUGAAUAACGUGUGUUUAGAGGACGUGAUGCACGAGGAUGCGGUCGGAGCGCUGAAGAACACGGCGGAUGUCGUAUACCUCAGAGUGGCCAAACCCAACAACCUGUACCUUACACACACCAACAGCUACAACCCUCCUGACCUCACCAGCAGUGAGUCGUACUCCUCUCACCUGGACACCGAUCUCGGUCACCCCAACUUCCUGGGCUCGGAUUACCCACAAGCCCUCACUCCGACGUCCCCCAGCCGCUUCUCGCCGGUGCUGCACGGCAUGCUGGGAGACGACGACGUGCCCAGAGAUCCGAGGCGUGUGCUGAUCCACAGAGGGUCCACGGGUCUGGGCUUUAACAUCGUCGGGGGUGAGGACGGAGAGGGAAUCUUCAUCUCCUUCAUCCUGGCUGGAGGACCAGCGGAUCUGAGCGGAGAACUGCGCAAAGGAGACCAGAUACUGAGUGUGAACGGUGUUGAUUUACGAGCUGCGACACAUGAACAAGCCGCGGCGGCGCUAAAAAACGCGGGACAGACUGUGACCAUCAUCGCGCAGUACAGACCUGAAGAAUACAGUCGGUUUGAGGCUAAGAUCCACGAUUUGAGAGAGCAGCUGAUGAACAGCAGUUUGGGUUCGGGAACCACAACGCUGAGGAGUAACCCGAAACGAGGCUUCUACAUCAGAGCUCUGUAUGAUUAUGAUAAGACAGCGGAUGGCGGGUUCCUCACUCAGGCCGUGAGUUUCCGUUUCGGUGACAUUCUCCACGUGCUGGACUGCAGCGAUGAGGAGUGGUGGCAGGCGCGAAGAGUCGGACCUCAAGGGGACAACGAGGACAUCGGCUUCAUUCCCAGCAAGAGGAGGGUCGAGAGAAAAGAGUGGUCCCGUCUGAAGUCAAAAGAACGGGAUCGCAGUCGAGACAGUUUAGGAUCUCAAGGAAGAGACGAAUCGGCGCACAGUUACGAGACGGUGACACAAGUGGAAGUUCACUACGCGAGGCCCAUCAUCAUCCUCGGCCCGGUGAAGGACAGAGUGAACGACGAUCUGCUCUCUGAGUUUCCAGACAAGUUCGGUUCCUGUGUUCCGCAUACGACGCGGCCGAAGCGGGAGUACGAGGUGGACGGCAGAGAUUAUCACUUUGUGUCGUCACGGGAACAGAUGGAGAAAGACAUCCAGAGCCAUCGAUUCAUCGAGGCGGGACAAUACAACAGUCACCUGUACGGCACGAGUGUACAGAGCGUCAGGGAGGUGGCCGAACAGCAGGGUAAACACUGUAUCCUGGACGUGUCGGCGAACGCUAUCCGUAGACUCCAGGCUGCGCAGCUUCACCCCAUCGCCAUCUUCGUUCGGCCCAAAUCACUCGAGAACGUUCUGGAAAUUAACACAAGGCUGACGGAGGAACAGGCACGGAAAGGCUUCGAUCGGGCGGUGAAACUGGAGCAGGACUUCCUCGAGUGUUUCUCAGCCGUGGUGGAGGGCGACAGUUUCGAGGAGGUCUAUCACAAGGUGAAGACGGUGAUCGAGGAGCAGUCCGGUCCCUUCAUCUGGAUCCCCACCCGAGAGCGACUGUGAGAAAAACGAGAGAAACCGGACAGAGAGAGAGAGAGAUAGAGAGAGACAGAGAGGGAAUUCUGGGAAUUAUGUGUGGAAAAGCACAGGGAAAAUCCACACAUCCCUUCAUCUGUCACUCUUUCCUCCUCUUCUAAUCUAUCAACAUCCCAGUCUCUCUCUCUCUCUCUCUCUCUCUCUUUCUCUCUCUCUCUCUCUCUCUGUCUCUCUCUCUCGUGCACAGGGCUGUUUUUACUCAUGAACAGAAACACCACCGAGCGAUUAAACUCCUCCUUCCUCUGUUUUUUUUACUGUCGGACUCCUUCCUUCUCCUUCAGGAGCGAGUGAUGAGGUGAGCGACGGAGGGAGGAAGAGGCUUUAAUAUUAACUAGAAAAGAGAAGGACGGAUGGACGGAACGUAUAUUUAAUAUUUAAUAAACAAUAACAAUCUGCGCUAUUAGACGUACUGUGACUUCCGGGCGAGUUGAAGUGCCGAUGAAGGCCAAGAGAAACUUCUAGAUUUCUGCAUGCGUCCAUAACGACACAGAGAGGGACGGGGUGAGGAGGAAGAGGAGGAGCUUCAGUCUCUAUGUCACUUCCUGUUUUAACUGAAACGAAAGAUGAAAUGAGAGAAAGACGAGAACUUUUAUCAGUUUGUCUGAUCUUUGUCUUGCUGCACAGAAUUCAAAGCCACACGCAACGCUAUGGGCUACGUUUUCCUCAAAUAUACACACACACACACACACACACACACACACACACACACACAAAGAGAUGUUUAGUGAAGUUCAUUAAUUUUUUGUUCUUAGUUUGUUUUUUUGUUUUUUGAAUUACGCACUUCUCAGAUGCUGAACAAUAAUGAGCGCGUAAUACACACACACACACACACACACACACACACACUAACAUUAGUACAGAGCAGGGGGUCGAUGAUUAAACAGAUUCACUUAAAGAGUUUCUUUAACUUCUAUUUUCUCACAAAACUCUGCAAAGUUUUAGAAAGCUGCUUUGUUAUUCAGCCAUAUUUUUUUUUGUGUUUAGCUCCGCCCACUUUCGUUUGAUUGACACUUUAUUACAGAAUCAACAAGCGAGUAAAAACUGCACUGCUUCUGAUCCUCAGUGUUCUCUAGCUUGUGAAUGUCUCUCAUUUUCCUUUUGUCUGUUAAUUUUCUCCACCAAAAUAUCACAAGCUGAACACAGCAGUGAGUCGUUUGGGAGUCGACUCUUCUCGGUGAGCUGAGUCAAAUGAACUGACUCACUGAAAAGAUUCGGAAUUCCCAUCACUAGUGUGUACAGCUUCUCAAAUUGUGUUCCUCGUGUGUGUGUGUGUGUGUGUGUGUGUGUGUGUGUGUGUGUUAAAUUUUAUGACUCACUACAUGAUGGACGCUUGUUGAUUUUAUUUCUGGUUGCCAUGGUUUCUUUUUGUGUGCCGACACACGAAUCAUAUUUUUAUUCAAAACACAAUAAAGCAGUUUUUUUUUAAUCUGUUUAUAAUUUUAAACCAGUAAAUUAGCGAUAUCCAAUCUAUAUUUUUAGAGUGUUUAAGUGUUUAAGAAAGACAAGAAAACCAAAGAUAUUGAAGUAAAAGUUCAGAAUCAUCUGCUUCAGCUUAAAAAAAAUCUAAGCUAGUUAGCUAAAAAUGAUAAACUAUCUAGCUAAAUAUUAGCAUAAUUAGGAAAUUAGCCUUACUGAAAAUCAGCUAGCUAAAAUCUGACCUUUCUAGAAAUGUAGCUAGCUUCAAAUCAGAUUAUAAAAAUAGCUAGUUCUAAGCUGUUCUAUCAAACUUAACUAGCUGAAGUAAAGAUAAAAUUAAUGAGCGAUGCUCGCUGAAGUUUCUUUCAACUUUUCAUCAGGAGGAGGUUAAUUUUAGUUAAGUAGGCUAGCUAAGCUGUUAGCACCGAAGCUAAAGGGGAGUAUGCACUUCUCUGUUCUCAUGUUCUCGCGUGUGUAUGUGUGUGUGUGUGUGUGUGUGUGUGUGUGUGUGUGUGUGUGUGCACUCAUUAAUCAAGCGAAGGACUGACCUCCAUUUGCACUUCAUAAUAAUAAUAAUUUUUAAAAAAAAAGGUUUUAGUGAAAUUAAAACACAACCGUAAACCACAAGCAUCAGCAUUUUUUUUUUCAAAGUUUGUUUUUAUUUAUUUUAGAUAUUUUAAAUUGGAUUUUUGAAGUGUGUAUUCUGAGUGCAGUGACAGUUCAUGGUGCCACUUAUUACUAGAAUUAUUAUAAUAAUUAUUAUAGUUAUUAUUAUUAUAGUUAUUAUUUAUGGAUUUUUCACAUUUUGGUUUCUGGUCUGUUUAUUUAUUUGUUUGUUUGUUUCUUUGUAUUUAUGUGUUUAUUAGAUGGAAUGGACAGAUGCAUUGCUGUGUCACUUUAUAUAAAAAAAAAACAAGGGGCUGUGCGCAAUCAAAUGAUAAAUAAUAAACACACACACACACACACACACACACACACACAGAUCAUAAUAAAAGUCUUUAUAAAACACAUAUCA
Molecule: messenger RNA, 5365 nt
Organism: Pangasianodon hypophthalmus (striped catfish)
Lineage: Eukaryota; Metazoa; Chordata; Actinopteri; Siluriformes; Pangasiidae
Gene: dlg4a
Product: disks large homolog 4
Exons: 22
Coding region: 559-2901 (780 amino acids)
Biological process (GO): chemical synaptic transmission; AMPA glutamate receptor clustering; postsynaptic neurotransmitter receptor diffusion trapping
Cellular component (GO): postsynaptic density membrane; neuromuscular junction; neuron projection
Molecular function (GO): kinase binding
Source: RefSeq, a predicted model, not a curated record